Messenger RNA from Charadrius vociferus (killdeer), 394 nucleotides. Its product is annotated as butyrophilin subfamily 3 member A2-like. The annotation marks the transcript as partial. The transcript is spliced from 2 exons. NCBI's taxonomy places the organism in Eukaryota, Metazoa, Chordata, Aves, Charadriiformes, Charadriidae. The record is from RefSeq and is a predicted model, not a curated record.
AUGUCUCUACACUUGAAGAAUGUCAGGAGCUCUGACAAAGGAUCAUACACUUGUGUGGUCUCUUUCAAUGACACGUACCAUGAUGUGUUUAUUGAACUGCAAGUGGCAGCUAAAGGUGGUGUGCCUUCCAUUUUCCUGAGGAGCCAUGUGAAGCAGGACAUUGGCCUCACCUGCCAUGCAGCUGGAUGGUUUCCCAAACCUGAGGUGAUUUGGCUGGAUGGCCAAGGACGGGUCCGGAAGGAACUAUCGACCACAAAGAUGACAAUGAUGCCUGAAGGCCUAUACAGGGUUGUAACUUCCAUGAACCUAAAACCAGGCUCUGACAUGGGAGUCUCUUGCAGAAUAGUGAACAACCUGCUAAAUACAACGAGCGAGUCUCGAGUCCUGAUCUCAG